AUGGCGACCUCCAUGCUGGGCUCACUGCUGCGGACCGUCCGGCAGAUGGUUCCUUCAUCAGCUUCAGGCCAAGUUCGAGGCUACUACGUAGACUGGAGAAUGUUGCGUGAUGUGAAGAGAAGGAAAAUGGCCUAUGAAUAUGCAGAUGAGAGGCUACGGAUUAAUUCGAUUAGGAAGAAUGCCAUUUUGCCAAAAUACCUUCAGGAAGUGGCUGAUGAAGAAAUUGCUGCCCUUCCCCGGGAUAGCUGUCCUGUUAGAAUCAGAAACCGGUGUGUUAUGACGUCCCGUCCACGUGGUGUGAAGCGGCGUUGGAGGCUUAGUCGGAUCGUCUUCCGUCACUUAGCUGACCAUGGGCAGAUGUCUGGAGUCCAGCGAGCAAUGUGGUAA
This is a messenger RNA of Pipistrellus nathusii (Nathusius's pipistrelle), 387 nucleotides long. Lineage: Eukaryota; Metazoa; Chordata; Mammalia; Chiroptera; Vespertilionidae. The record is from the annotation of a GenBank genome assembly.